Pestalotiopsis fici W106-1 is the source of this 2097-nucleotide messenger RNA. RefSeq lists its product as uncharacterized. NCBI's taxonomy places the organism in Eukaryota, Fungi, Ascomycota, Sordariomycetes, Amphisphaeriales, Sporocadaceae. The transcript is spliced from 2 exons. The record is from RefSeq and is a predicted model, not a curated record. Bases 1 to 2097 code for a protein of 698 amino acids.
AUGCGCGGGCUGCUCACGGCCGCCGCGCUUUUGGCGCCGGCUCUGGCCAGCGGCCGUACCCUUAAGCGAGACGAGGAGGCACCUUCGGCCUUCAUCCGUCUUGAUGUUCCUCACGCCGAGGAUGAUUCCGUCAAGCUCCAGACAACGCUACGAUUGAGCGUUCUUGAAUCCGAGGAAUCUUGUGGCCACGGAAAUGUUUUGCUUAAUGGCCAGGCUCUUUCCCAGGACGCCGAUGGCCUCGGCUCUGGCUCCAUCUCCACGGAGCAGGGUAGCCUCCUGAUUGCCAACUGGAAGUUUGCCUGUGUCGACCUCGACGACGUGCACAAGGAACAGACCUUGGCCGUGCACGUCGAUUUUGUCGAUGGCAAGGAGGUCAAUGACCUGGGUUUCACUGUCCAAUUCCAGCAGAAGGGACAGGUCUGGGUUACGUACAUUGAGGGAGCGGAUUCCAUCAUCACCGCACCCAAGCUCGACUUCUUCCCCGAGGAGUCCCAAGGUCCCGAGUUCAACCCCGAGCUGGAGGCUGAACUUUCCGAGUUGGAGUUUAUGAAGAUGCAGCUUGUCGAACUUGAGCAGGCCGUUUUCAUGAAGGAGCUGUUCUUGGCAGAGGCCUUUGGUUUCCAUGGAAGCAAGGGUUCAAAGUUGUCCGACUGUGACAACCUCAAGUGCAUUGCCAAGUCCAUGUACGACAGCGUCAAGGGCGUCGCCAGCAAGUUCUACGGGCAUGGCAUGGGUGAAGACGGCUUGUUUGGCGGCCCUCCUGGUGGUCACCAUCGUGGCGGCCACCACAUGGGCCCUCACGGUGGUAAGCCUGGAAAGCCUGGCAAGCACCACGGUUUCCCCGGCUUCCGCUUCCCUCACCAUGGCAAUGAGACUCAUGGCAACCACACAAUGCCGCCUCCGCCCCAUGGCAAGCCCGAUUUCCCGCCUCCGUUCUGCCACUGCCCGCCGCCGCCUCCGCCCCCUCCGCCCCAUGGACACCAUGGCCCUCCUCCUCCUGAUGGGCCCGAUGGACCUCCACACCACUUCCCCCAGGGACACCACGGCCCUCCCCACGAUGGCCCUCACCACGGUCCUGGCAAAGGAGACAAGUCCCCAGAAAGGGGUCCCACUGGCGAACCUCACGAUGGAGAGGACCGCCCAGCCCCUGGUCACCACCACCAGGGCCCGCCUCCUCCCCCUCCUCCUCCGCCCUUUGAUUUCGAGGAUCAUCCCGGCCACCCUAACGAGGGCCACCCCGGUGACGAUAUGCCACCUCCCCCACCUCCCCCUCCAUUCGGACACCACGAAGACGGACCUGAUGGCGACUUCCCCCCGCCGCCCCCACCACACGAUCACCACGAAGACGGCCCCGGCGGACCUCCUCCCCCGCCUUUCGAAGAUGGACCCGAAGGCCCUGAGCAUCCUCUGGCAGCCGCCGAAGGAGAUAUGCCACCCCCACCGCCAGAAGGUCCCCAUGGUCACGGUGGCCCGCACCACCAUGGACCCCCGCCGCCGCCCUUCUCUCUCCACCACGCAAUGCCUGCCAUCCGUAUCGGCGCAAUCGUCAUCACCCUAGGACUUCUCUUUGCUGCUCUGCACACUCGCUGCUUUACUGUCCGUCGUGGGGACCGUCGUAGCUCCUGCAUGUCCCGUCGCCGUGAUUACGGUGCCAGGCGCACAGGAUUCGCCGGCCUCAUUGACCGUGCGAGAAUUGCCAUGGGCUACACUGAUGGCGAUGAUGCCGAGAAGGAAGCCAUGAUGCGCCAUGUCGGAGAGGAGGACAGCGACUCGGAUGCCAUGUCGACCACCAUGGAACAGGACAUUGAACAAUUCAGAAAUGCUGCCGACGUCGUCAGUGACAUGGUUGCCGCUGAAGAGGGCCGUUCUGCCCAACGCGAGAUGGUUCAAUACUCAUCAAUCCCUCCCCCAAGCCCUCACGCUACUUUUGCAGACUACAUGGCUGCUGACGAGGCACUUCCCACCUACGACGAAGCCGGAUCUAGUGAUGAGACAUAUGUCGCGGAUGGUAUGAGGUUCACUGAGAGCAGCACAUAUGCUCCGAGUGUGAGCUCGACCAACAGUUCAUUGGAUGAGAACCUGGGUCGCAAGGCAUAA